Molecule: messenger RNA, 2782 nt
Organism: Erpetoichthys calabaricus (reedfish)
Lineage: Eukaryota; Metazoa; Chordata; Cladistia; Polypteriformes; Polypteridae
Gene: mtmr2
Product: myotubularin related protein 2
Exons: 15
Coding region: 82-1974 (630 amino acids)
Biological process (GO): dephosphorylation
Molecular function (GO): phosphatidylinositol-3,5-bisphosphate 3-phosphatase activity
Source: RefSeq, a predicted model, not a curated record
ACCACAAUGCAUUCUGGGUAAAGAUGGCCGCUUCCGGUGUACUUUAGCACUUUACAACGCCUUCAGAAGUCGGACUUCACUAUGGAGAAGAGCGAAAGCAGCGAGAGUCUGGGGUCCAAACUAUCCUCUUCCCGGCAAGCCAGCAUAGACUCGCUGUCCAGCUCUUCUACAUCCCGCUCAGAUCGAUCCUUUCAUUUGAGGUCUAAUACCUGCAAGUCACCGGAACUUCGGGUCCUUGGUGACAGUAACAACUGGGCUGAUCUGGAAGAGCCACAGUUGCUGCCAAAUGAAUCCCUGAAGGAGACGGUCAAAGAUGUUACUUACAUUUGUCCAUUUAUGGGAAUGAUCAGAGGAACCUUGACUGUUACAAACUACAGGUUGUUUUUUAAGCGGGUGGAAAAGGAUUCUGCGUUUGUACUUGAUGUUCCUCUGGGAGUGAUAAGUCGAAUUGAGAAGGCUGGUGGUGCUUUGAGCAGGGGAGAGGUCUCUUAUGUGCUUGUUUGUAAAGACAUCCGGAAUCUGAAGUUUGCUCACAAGCAGGACACCCAAGGAAGGACCUCUGUGUUUGAGACCGUAAUGAAGCUUGCUUUUCCUGUCUCCCAUAACCUGCAAGUAUUUGCAUAUGAGUAUGGACAGAUUUAUCCUGAGAAUGGCUGGAAAGUGUAUGACCCAAGUGCAGAAUACAAAAGGAUGGGCCUACCUAAUGAAAGCUGGCGAAUGACCAGAAUCAAUGAACACUAUGAGCUAUGUGAUACUUAUCCAGUAAUGUUGCUGGUUCCUGCUAACAUUCCUGAUGAAGAUCUGAAGAGAGUGGCAACUUUCCGUGCCAAGAACAGAAUUCCAGUGCUGUCAUGGAUUCACCCAGAGAGCCAGGCCACAGUAGUACGCUGCAGCCAGCCCAUGGUGGGAGCCAAUGGCAAACGAAGCAAAGAUGAUGAGAAAUACCUUCAGGCCAUAAUGGAUGCCAAUGCACAGUCCCACAAGCUGUUUAUCUUUGAUGCUAGGCCAAGUGUCAAUGCAGUAGCCAACAAGACAAAAGGUGGAGGCUUUGAGAGUGAGGAUGCAUAUCAGAAUGCUGAACUAGUCUUUCUGGACAUCCACAAUAUUCAUGUCAUGCGGGAAUCUUUGCGAAAGCUUAAGGAGGUGGUGUACCCAAACAUUGAAGAGUCCCAUUGGCUAUCUAACCUGGAGUCAACACACUGGCUAGAACAUAUUAAGUUGAUCCUAGCGGGAGCGUUACGUAUCGCGGAUAAGGUGGAAUCUGGGAAAACCUCUGUGGUCAUACACUGUAGUGAUGGAUGGGACAGGACAGCCCAGCUCACCUCUCUGGCGAUGCUAAUGCUUGAUGGCCAUUACCGCACUGUCCGCGGAUUUCAGGUGCUAAUUGAGAAGGAGUGGCUAACCUUUGGACACCGCUUCCAGAUGAGAAUUGGUCAUGGAGACAAGAACCAUUCAGAUGCUGACCGCUCUCCUGUAUUCCUGCAGUUCAUUGACUGUGUCUGGCAGCUGACAAGACAGUUCCCAGCAGCAUUUGAGUUCAAUGAGUUCUUCUUGAUCACAAUAUUGGACCAUCUGUAUAGCUGCUUGUUUGGGACGUUCCUCUGCAACAGUGAGCAACAGAGGAUCAAAGAGGGGCUGCAAAAGAAGACCGUUUCCCUGUGGUCCUAUAUCAACAGUCACUUGGAAGAGUUUCUCAACCCACUUUAUGUCAACUACUCUCAUCAUGUGCUGUACCCUGUUGUCAGCAUGCGCCACCUGGAGCUGUGGGUGGGAUACUACAUCAGAUGGAAUCCUCGGAUGAGACUGCAGGAACCGAUUCAUCAUUGCUACAAAGAGCUGCUUUUAAAGAGAGCAGAGCUGAAGAAGAAGGUAGAGGAGCUUCAGAGAGAGCUGAUAAGUAGAUCGGCAUCAUCCUCUUCAGAGAGAGCUGCUUCUCCAACUCGUUCAGUGACUCCAGUGCAGACCUUUGUAUGAAUCUUGCACAGCUAUAUUCUCUCAUUGUUGAAAAAUCUACACUACACAGGUGAUAAAGCACUAGACACCUGACCCUUGCUAGAUAUGAUGUACUAACUGCCACCAGCUUGUAAUAAGCUUUACGCUUGUUGGCCCUCAUCUCUCUCAUCUUUGCAGUGCAAUUCAUGUGGCUAAUUCUGGUGGGUUUGUUGGUCUUGUUAAAGAAAUGUGACACUAGAAUUGUUAUCAUCCAAACCUGACAGCUGGAAUUCGUUUGUUUGAGUGCAGCAUGGCUGUCACAUUUGCUUGGCUGUAGGGAACCCAGAGUUGUCCAAAUUUUACAACCUUCAUCUCUGAAAGUGAAAUUACAGCCUGAGUAUUGAAAAGGUGACUCCCACUUGAUCUGCUCCACCAUAGAACCUCCAAUCCCAGGCCAAGAGGUGGAGUAGUGAGGGACCAGAAGUCAUUUGCACAAGUGAUUCAGACUUGUUUUGCACUAAUCUCACCACUGUUACAGCAAAGGGAAAGAGAGAGUCGUAAUCAACUAGUUUAUGAAGGUAGUACUUGGAGUUUUUUUUCUGAUGUUGUAAAUAGGUAUUUAUUUUUUUUAACCUAGACUGACAUAUAUGUUCUUAGCUGUAGUAGAACAUCAAGACACUAAACUUUGGCUAUAUUAGAAUGGUUGAUGCCUGAGAAGGGUCACUGAAAAAUCUAAAUCCUGUUAACAGUUAGAUAGAAAUGUAAAAUCAGCUUGGAUUUGAUUUGAGGAAGGAGGGAAAACUGUUCAGUAGUGAAAAUACAGACAAUGUAAGUUUCUUCUGGCCGAGAA